This is a messenger RNA of Hibiscus syriacus, 643 nucleotides long. RefSeq lists its product as uncharacterized. The coding region runs from base 73 to 564 and encodes 163 amino acids. The record is from RefSeq and is a predicted model, not a curated record. NCBI's taxonomy places the organism in Eukaryota, Viridiplantae, Streptophyta, Magnoliopsida, Malvales, Malvaceae. The transcript has 3 exons.
CUUUUAUUAUUUAUUCUUUUUCUUUUUUCAAUCUCUAACCACCAAGUUUUCCGGCGAGAACCUCGAGAGAAAAUGGCGACUCUUCAUAAAGUCAAGCUUUUAGCAACGCAGUGCACCGUCGCCGGAAGCCCAGGUCGUAGUCCCACAACCAGUCCCGUUGUCCAUCUCCGCCGUCACAAAACCCUUCGCAUGCUCCUCAACCGCUCUUCUGCCACCGGUCGCCGUCGUUUUCACCGAGAUCACGAAGACAGACACUUCGAUCUUCCUCCUCAACCCCCGGCGCCGCCAACUACCUCCAACUCCGACAGCAAGAAAAAAUCCAACGAGAAAAAAAGCAGACGAAAAUUAAAGGAACUCUUCGUGGCGUCGCCGCCGUUUGAAGAAAGAGAGAGUAACAAUAAAAGCUGUGAAGAAGAAAUAGAAGAUCUGUUACCGGUUACCAUUAGUUCCGGUGAUGAGCCUUUAAGUCGGGGCUCUGGUUCCCUGAGAACAGUAACGGCGUCGUUCCGGUACAGAUUUUUAAGGACAGCUUGGCGACCGAUGCUGGUUACCAUUCCAGAGUAAAAUUAAACUGCAUAUAUAUUUUUUAUUUUUGAUAAUUUUGGAUUAAAAUUAAAUAAAUGUGCAAAAAAUUAGCUUUUUU